Molecule: messenger RNA, 1174 nt
Organism: Arvicanthis niloticus (Nile rat)
Lineage: Eukaryota; Metazoa; Chordata; Mammalia; Rodentia; Muridae
Gene: C3H2orf80
Product: chromosome 3 C2orf80 homolog
Source: RefSeq, a predicted model, not a curated record
UCUCUAAUUCAUAUCCCCUCUGAUUUGCUGCUGUAGUUUCUAGGCUUGCAGAAAUUGCUCUUCCUAAAGGCUACCGGUGGAUAUCAAGCUGCAGUUAGCUGCACAGUCACAGCCUUCUGUCAUGGAAAGGAGGCUUGUGAAGCAGGAGGUGAAAAGGCUGCUGGGAGAGUAUAUUGGAAUCAGACUUCGGGAAAAUGAAUUUGAUCCUAAAGGAAGAGGCCAACUCACCUUUCUAGAUGAUAUGGCCCACUAUGACUUGGCCAUCACUGUUGCUAAUCAAUGGCUUGAUCGCUCAGAAAACUCAGCUUGGCUCCAGUGGGAGAAAGUGAGAGCACCACUUCAUGUCAGACCUGUAUAUCCAAACCGAAAAGAGCGAGAAGCACUGAUCUUAUCAUCUUAUGCUGGAGUCUUAAUGAACAGUAUCCCAAUUGAAGAAGUCCUUAAAAUUUAUGGGGCCAAUUCUUCUGCUAGUCCUGAUUCUACCAAGGUCUCCCAGGCCCCGUUGCCCCGCCGCUCCUUGCACCCUUUUGCCAUGUUGACCGCACCCAGAGCAGCAGAGUGCAACCGGAGACAGAGUGUCAAGUUGAGAAGAGGAGCCGUGAGUAAAAAAGCCACCAGCAGCUCUACAAAGAAAGCAACGGCACAGAAUGGAGAUCCUGCCGAAGAAGGCGCUCAUACACACACCCCAAGAACAAAGUCACUUAGAAACGUGGACUAGCACCGUGGACGUGUAAGAGCUUCUAGGAGCAGCCAGGAUGUAGUCUUAAAGCUACAGCUGUCACCAGCACGCUCUCUGUCUCUCUGCAGUCAGCUCUUGAUGCAAACUGCAAUGACUAUCAUGUCUGCCACUGAGCUUCCUUCUUUUGGAAGCAUAUUGCACACCUGCAUUUUGACAAAAGGAAGAAGUGUGUCUAUCCUAUGCUAUUUCAUUGUAUGCCUGGAAGACUGCUGGAACAUCCAGAGGGGGGUUACUAUUUCUGGGUGGGAUUAGACAAUCUGGCUUUGAUACACAUUUUAAACGUGUAUAAACGUGUAUCAUUAAAUAUAGCAUAGAAUUCCGGAGAAGGAGGUGGUUUUUCACAAAGUUUUAACCACAAAUAAAAUCAAUUUCUCAUUAGCAUACUUUCAAAUGGAGAAAAUGUAAACUUAUUCCAUUUCAAUAAAGUUUGAAAAG